Messenger RNA from Ectocarpus siliculosus, 2229 nucleotides. NCBI's taxonomy places the organism in Eukaryota, Phaeophyceae, Ectocarpales, Ectocarpaceae. The record is from the annotation of a GenBank genome assembly.
AUGGAGGCGGAGGCAUUCCUCAUGGAGACGGAAAACUUGCACGUGGUAUCCUUGGGCGAUCUCGGGGCGUACGGGUCCGCAGGCACGACGGAAUGCUUCAGGGUCGCGAGGGACUACCUCGACGGCUUCCACGCGCCCGUGGACAUCGUCUCGGGAAACCACGACCUGGAGGGGCUGGGAGAGUUUGCCACGGACCGAGAAAACCUCGCCGCGUUCCAGGCGGCCUUCGACAAGGAGAGCCCGCAGUUCUCGGCCGUUAUCGCAGAGAAAACCCUGUGCCUCGGGCUAAGUACGGUGCGCUUCAGGGAUGCAGAAGGCUCCAGCCACGAGGUGUUCAUCGACGAAGCUCAGAUGCAGUGGUUCGAGCAGCAGCUGGCGGCACACUCGGAGGAAGACGGAUGGAAGGUCAUGGUAUUCUCACACGCCCCACCCAUGGGAUCAGGGUUGCGGGUGGUGCAGGGGGUGCACAUCAAGAACCAGUGCGCCUGGUUAAACCACAGUGUGGGAGACAGGGAGCGGCGAUACUUCCUGAGGAUGUGUCGCAAGUACGGCCACAUAAAGGCCUGGUUUUCGGGCCACUUCCACCUCAGCCACGACUACGAAGACUCAAUCAGCGUCGUGGACGGGUGUGCUUUCGUACAGCCCCGAUGCUACCCAGGCACACGCCCGCCGGUCCGCUGUCUAUUCGUUGCCCGUUCCAAGGUCGGCGUCAUCGGGGAGAAGAGCACCCGGGACGGCCGGCGACAGACGAGGCUGGUCAGGGGCACCGCAGAAUGUCUCCAGGUGUACACCGUGAGCCAUCACGUGGAGGGAGCGGCCGACGCGCGGCUGGAUGUCACCCUCAACUACGAUGACCCGACCCACCCCGUGAUAGCGCACGGUCACGAGGAUUACGACCACUUGUCCUGGUUCUCCGCCUACCUCCCGGAGGAGGAGGACGGCUGCUACCUGGACCACACGCAGCUGGAGUCGGACGCGGGGGGGACUGCGGUAGCAUCACAUUCCGAGGACGUCCAGUGCUGGUGGCACAUGCGGGACGGGAGGGUUCUGGGCGUCCACGACGGCAUGGUGGUGGAGUACGACCAAGAACUACUCGCUCCGAUCGGGGUGGUGAGGGACCGCGAGCAGCUGAAGGGCAGAGAGGUGGUCGUGAUCGAGGGGGGCGACGCGGUCAUGCUCGUGCAGAGAGAGGGGGGAGCCGGCGACGCCAGCAGCAGUAGCGGUGACGUGGAGGUGAUUCAUCCAAACGCGAAGGGCGGUUACUCGACAGUCUUCCAGCGCAACAAGGCGGUGCGCACGAAGGAGAUGCAGCGGGAGGAGAUGGCGCAGCAGUGGAUGCGAAAGAACCGUUCUUAGGAUCAACCCCGGGGCUUCCUUUUUUCUGCGAUGAUUCGGGGUUGGGGGGCGGGGGGGCUUUUUUUUUGUCUCCGCAGCUGGGUGUCGCGUGCCUACCGAAGAUAUUGGACGGCGAAGCAUAGGUGACGCCUUGCAAUGGGUGGCGCAAAGAAUCCGGGCCUUUCCGGGGUGGCUCUCUUGUCUCUCUGUCUCUCCCUUUCCAGGCCUCCAUUGGUCGUCGUGGAAGACCUACAGUAGUCUAACGGGGUUGUUUUGUAUGUAUUUUGCGCGCGUGUUUUUUGGCUCCUCCCUCGUUCGAAGUGUGGUGCCCAGUGGCAAUGUGGUCGUAAGCGCCUAUUUUGUACUGAAGUGUGCGUAUUUGAGAGUACAAUGGCAAGUCGGAGCGCCGUGCGCAACAUGGGUGCUCAAGUACACCCUACUUUUGCAUAUGACAGAAGGAUCUGCAAACCAGAUUUCCGCUCCAGGUUGUACACGUUUCUGUCUUUUUGUUUUUCUUCUGCGCGUGUCCGUGUGUGAGAAGAAGAGGUAUCUUGGAGGGGACGUGGAGGGGGCGCGUGGCCAAAAAGAGAAGUUGGCAGCUUGUUUUGGGGGUGUACACGUUUUUGUGAUUCGGCCUGUACGUAACGUGAGCGUGAGUGGCUGUGAUGCAACACGUCGGUACGUAUAAUAGAGUGCUCGGUACUGAGUAAAAACGUAUAAACGGGAUGGGUGAUACGAGAUAUUCAAGCCCAUUUAUUUGUGACGUGCACCACGUGGCGGACAUGAACAACGACAACGCUUGCUACGCGUUGGUGAACACAGUGCUUGAGAGGAGGGGAUAAAGGCACGUUGGCAAGCCCAACUUGCGGCAAUGGAAAACAGGAAUGCCAGGCG